AUGCCGGGACCGCUGCCAGCAUAUGGACCAGGGAGCAUGCACGCACUCUCUCUGAAUGUGAGCAAGUGUGGAGCCUUUGUUUUCCACCCUCCACCAAUUCUCAGGAUACGCCAAAUAGACCGCCUGCACAAUCCGCUUCUGCUUCAGCGUUACCUUCACGAACGAGAGGCCAUGCUUCUUUUCAAAGGAAAUCGCGGUUGUGCCAGCAUAGAUGAUGUCAUUGGCAACCCCAUGUUGCGAGUUCAUCCCGAUCAUUCCGGCAUGGUGUGCUUGAAUGAGUUUUUUCUUUUCCACGGAUGCAAAGCGGAUCGCGCGGAACUAAUCGCUGUGUCAGGAUUCGACUUUCGCCGAGGCGGGGAGAACCGUGGCAAGUUGUUUGGCGCGGGCACGUAUUUCUCACCUCUUGCAAGCAAGGCUGAUCUAUACACUCGUCCCGUUGGGGAUGAUCCCGCUGCGGCGCCGGCGGUAGCCAAACCUGCAAGGCUUUCCUCGACUUCCGCAACAAUUCGAGCCUCCUCGUCCACCCAAUUACAAACAAGUGUUGUAUCCGGCGACGGCGCGGGGUCCGCUGGCUCGUCCUCAAGCAGCAAAAACAACUUCACAUGUGUCUUCAAACGCCCGGCGUGCAUGUCGGCGCCUCAAGGUUCUGGAAGCCGGACCCCCGCUACACCAAGGGAGGACCGAGGGGCGAACAAGAGUAGAGCCCGUGCGCUUUUUGGCUUUGCAUCAUAUGGGCUACGGAAGGGCCAUGGCGGUGGCAGGGGCGAGAAUGAGAUGGACCCUCGUUUAUCUGAAAGUUGUGUCCCACUGACCGCCAGCGAUAGCGCGACGCGAGGGGAGUGCGUGGAGUGUACAAGGUCUUUUGCUUCUGUGGCCCGUACGCCUUGCGCUCGCUUUGACUCAUGUGGCGGCCUCCCAUUGAAAUCAGGAAAGACCUCCUCUCCAGAGGAAUCGCAAAAUGGAGAGGGUGAGAAAGAGGUGGAAGAGGAGGAUCACAACACACGGUAUGCUCAACGGCAACACAUAGCUACAAAUGCGAUGAACCAGAGUGGGCAGGAUGCUGAAGCUACGAUGGCGAACCCCAAAACGGCAAUUCGAACACUGAUACUCAGCCGAGUGUGUCUUGGUGAAGUGUAUAGAGCUAAUCGAGCUAUGCCAGAGGCGCGUAUGCCACCAGCCGUGGCUGAUCCCUGCUGGGAUGCUUUCCGUGGAGCGGGAGACAGGGGAUCACGCUCUCCUGUGGCAGGAAGCGGGAGUUCCGGCGGCGCGGCCUCUGGCACCGCAAGAGCAUCUGGCAAAGACGACAGCAAUGCGCCAGUGUGCAACCCGACCUCCCCAGAGUCACAGUUGAUCCACUAUGACUCAGUGAUGGCGGAAAACAGAACGAAAGGAGGCGUGGUUGACAGCAUCGAGUUCGUCGUCUUCGAGCGCGGUCAGGCCCUGCCAUUGUACUGCAUAACGUAUACCCACGACCCGUCCUGUUGCUGUGCCUCAUGCUACCGGUACGCUUGA
Messenger RNA from Neospora caninum, 1512 nucleotides. RefSeq lists its product as hypothetical. NCBI's taxonomy places the organism in Eukaryota, Apicomplexa, Conoidasida, Eucoccidiorida, Sarcocystidae. The coding region runs from base 1 to 1512 and encodes 503 amino acids. The transcript is spliced from 5 exons. The record is from RefSeq and is a predicted model, not a curated record. Gene Ontology annotation, molecular function: NAD+ poly-ADP-ribosyltransferase activity.